Molecule: messenger RNA, 3039 nt
Organism: Mercurialis annua (annual mercury)
Lineage: Eukaryota; Viridiplantae; Streptophyta; Magnoliopsida; Malpighiales; Euphorbiaceae
Product: photosystem I P700 chlorophyll a apoprotein A1-like
Exons: 1
Biological process (GO): photosynthesis
Cellular component (GO): membrane; thylakoid
Molecular function (GO): metal ion binding
Source: RefSeq, a predicted model, not a curated record
UUAUAUGUGUUACCCGGAAAGAGGGGGACUCAAUGAUUAUUCGUUCGCCGGAACCAGAAGUAAAAAUUUUGGUAGAUAGGGAUCCCAUCAAAACUUCUUUUGAGGAAUGGGCCAGACCGGGUCAUUUCUCAAGAACAAUAGCUAAAGGACCAGAUACUACCACUUGGAUCUGGAACCUACAUGCUGAUGCUCACGAUUUCGACAGCCAUACCAGUGAUUUGGAGGAGAUUUCUUGAAAAGUAUUUACUGCUCAUUUCGGCCAACUCUCAAUCAUCUUUCUUUGGCUGAGUGGCAUGUAUUUCCAUGGUGCUCGUUUUUCAAAUUAUGAAGCAUGGCUAAGUGAUCCUACUCACAUUGGACCUAGUGCCCAAGUGGUUUGGCCAAUAGUGGGCCAAGAAAUAUUGAAUGGGGAUGUGGGCGGGGGUUUCCGAGGAAUACAAAUAACCUCCGGUUUUUUUCAUAUUUGGAGAGCAUCUGGAAUAACUAGUGAAUUACAACUGUAUUGUACCGCAAUUGGUGCAUUGAUCUUUGCAGCCCUUAUGCCUUUUGCUGGUUGGUUCCAUUAUCACAAGGCUGCUCCAAAAUUGGCUUGGUUCCAAGACGUAGAAUCCAUGUUGAAUCACCAUUUAGCGGGGCUACUAGGACUUGGGUCUCUUUCUUGGGCGGGGCAUCAAGUACAUGUGUCUUUACCAAUUAACCAAUUUCUAAACGCUGGAGUGGAUCCUAAAGAAAUCCCACUUCCUCAUGAAUUUAUCUUGAAUCGGGAUCUUUUAGCUCAACUUUAUCCCAGUUUUGUUGAGGGAGCAACCCCAUUUUUCACCUUGAAUUGGUCAAAAUAUUCGGAAUUUCUUACUUUUCGGGGAGGAUUAGAUCCAGUGACUGGGGGUCUAUGGCUGACCGAUAUUGCACACCAUCAUUUAGCUAUUGCAAUUCUUUUUCUCGUCGCGGGUCAUAUGUAUAGAACUAACUGGGGUAUUGGUCAUGGUAUAAAAGAUAUUUUAGAGGCUCAUAAAGGUCCAUUUACAGGUCAGGGCCAUAAAGGCCUAUAUGAGAUCCUAACAACGUCAUGGCAUGCUCAAUUAUCUCUUAACCUAGCUAUGUUAGGGUCUUUAACCAUUGUUGUAGCUCACCAUAUGUAUUCCAUGCCUCCUUAUCCAUAUCUAGCUACUGACUAUGGUACACAACUGUCAUUGUUCACACACCACAUGUGGAUUGGUGGAUUUCUCAUAGUUGGUGCUGCUGCGCAUGCAGCCAUUUUUAUGGUAAGAGAAUAUGAUCCAACUACUCGAUACAACGAUCUAUUAGAUCGUGUCCUGCGGCAUCGCGAUGCAAUCAUAUCACAUCUCAACUGGGUAUGUAUAUUUUUAGGCUUUCACAGUUUUGGUUUAUAUAUUCAUAAUGAUACCAUGAGUGCUUUAGGGCGCCCUCAAGAUAUGUUUUCAGAUACUGCUAUACAAUUACAACCCGUCUUUGCUCAAUGGAUACAAAACACCCAUGCUUUAGCACCGGGUGCAACGGCUCCUGGUGCAACAUCAAGCACCAGUUUGACUUGGGGGGGUGGUGAUUUAGUGGCAGUGGGUGGCAAGGUUGCUUUGUUACCGAUUCCAUUAGGAACCGCAGAUUUUAUGGUACAUCACAUUCAUGCAUUUACGAUUCAUGUGACAGUAUUGAUACUUCUAAAAGGAGUUCUAUUUGCCCGUAGCUCUCGUUUGAUACCGGAUAAAGAAAAUCUUGGUUUUCGUUUCCCUUGUGAUGGACCUGGAAGAGGGGGAACAUGUCAAGUAUCCGCUUGGGAUCAUGUCUUCUUAGGGCUAUUUUGGAUGUACAAUUCCAUUUCGGUAGUAAUAUUCCAUUUCAGUUGGAAAAUGCAGUCGGAUAUUUGGGGUAGUAUAAGUGAUCAAGGGGUGGUAACUCAUAUCACGGGAGGAAACUUUGCACAGAGUUCCAUUACCAUUAAUGGGUGGCUCCGCGAUUUCUUAUGGGCACAGGCAUCUCAGGUAAUUCAGUCUUAUGGUUCUUCAUUAUCUGCAUAUGGCCUUUUUUUCCUAGGUGCUCAUUUUGUAUGGGCUUUUAGUUUAAUGUUUCUAUUCAGUGGUCAUGGUUAUUGGCAAGAACUUAUUGAAUCAAUCGUGUGGGCUCAUAAUAAAUUAAAAGUUGCUCCUGCUACUCAGCCUCGAGCCUUGAGCAUUAUACAAGGACGUGCUGUAGGAGUAACCCAUUACCUUCUGGGUGGAAUUGCCACAACAUGGGCGUUCUUCUUAGCAAGAAUUAUUGCAGUAGGAUAAUGGCUAGGAGGAUUUGAAAGGCAUUAUGGCAUUAAGAUUUCCAAGGUUUAGCCAAGGCUUAGCUCAGGACCCCACUACUCAUCGUAUUUGGUUUGGUAUUGCUACCGCGCAUGACUUCGAGAGUCAUGAUGAUAUUACAAAGGAACGUCUUUAUCAGAAUAUUUUUGCUUCUCACUUCGGACAAUUAGCAGUCAUUUUUCUGUGGACUUCUGGAAAUCUAUUUCAUGUAGCUUGGCAAGGAAAUUUUGAAGCAUGGGUACAGGACCCUUUACACGUAAGACCUAUUGCUCAUGCAAUUUGGGAUCCUCAUUUUGGUCAACCGGCCAUGGAAGCUUUUACUCGAGGGGGUGCGCCUGGCCCUGUGAAUAUCGCCUAUUCGGGUGUUUAUCAAUGGUGGUAUACAAUUGGUUUACGUACUAAUGAAGAUCUUUAUAUUGGAGCUCUUUUUCUAUUAUUUCUUUCUGCCCUAGCCUUACUAGCAGGUUGGUUACACCUACAACCGAAAUGGAAACCAAGCGUUUCGUGGUUCAAAAAUGCGGAAUCUCGUCUCAAUCAUCAUUUGUCAGGACUAUUCGGAGUAAGCUCUUUAGCUUGGACAGGACAUUUAGUCCAUGUCGCUAUUCCUGGCGCUAGGGGAGAAUAUGUUCGAUGGAAUAAUUUUUUAGAUGUAUUACCACAUCCCCAAGGAUUGGGCCCACUUUUUACAGGUCAGUGGAAUCUUUAUGCUCAAAAUCCCGAUUUAGGUAAUCAUUUA